CAUACCAAUAUACCAAGAUCAAGCUUCAAUGGCUCUCUAUACCACACUUCUUUGGCUUUCACUUCUCCUAUUUCUUCCUCUAAUAGUAAUGCUUCUCAUGAAAAUGAAGAUAGUGAAGAGACAGAACAAGCAGCUUCCUCCCGGCCCUCCUAAGCUUCCCAUCAUUGGUAACUUGCACCAGAUUGGUACGUUGGCUCACCGCUCCCUAUGGCAGCUCUCCAAGAAAUAUGGCCCGGUCAUGUUUCUGAAACUCGGUAGCAUUCCUACUCUAGUAGUCUCAUCCGCGGAGGCUGCAAGAGAGGUCCUGAAAAUUCAUGAUCUUGACUGUUGCAGUAGACCACAGCUAGCUGGCAUUCGAAAACUUUCAUACAACUAUAUAGACAUAGCUUUUGCACCAUAUGGUGAUUACUGGAGGGUAAUGCGGAAAGUUUCUGUUCUUGAACUCUUUAGCACAAAGAGGGUUCAGUCAUUUCACUUCAUCAGAGAAGAAGAGGUUUCUUUGAUGGUCAACUCCAUUGCCCAAUUAUCCUCUUCUACAACUGCUGUUGAUCUUGGUGAGAAUAUGCUUUCCCUUACUGCAAAUAUAACCUGUAGGGUUGCUUUUGGGAAGAGUUUUAGAGGAAGUGGAUUCGAUAGUGAUAGAUUUAAAGAAAUGAUUUAUGAAGCCAUGACGAUGUUAGCUUGCCACUUUUCAUCUGAUUUCUUUCCAUCCGUGGGAUGGAUCAUCGACAGGCUCACUGGUCUCCAUGGGAGGCUUGAGAGGAUUUUCCACGAAUUAGAUGCUUUCUACCAAGAGGUGAUCGACGAUCACCUCAAUCCUGGGCAUGUCAAACAGGAUCAAGAAGACAUUAUUGAUAUUCUGCUGAGAAUGGAGAGAGAUGAAGCUGAACUUGAUGCAUUCCACUUCACUAAGGAUCAUAUAAAGGCAAUUCUCAUGAAUAUAUUCCUGGCUGGAGUAGACACCGGUGCAAUUACCAUGGAAUGGGCAAUGGCAGAGCUUGUUCGGAACCCCAAAUUGAUGCAUAAAGCACAGGAUGAAGUCAGAAACUGUGUUGGAAAGAAAGGAUAUGUCUCCGAAAGUGACCUCGAUCAGCUUCACUUCCUUAAGAUGGUGGUGAAAGAAACAUUAAGAUUGCACCCUCCUGCUCCACUUCUGGUUCCAAGAGAAACCAUGUCCAACAACUUUAAGCUCAACGGUUAUGACAUUUACCCCAAAACACUAGUCCAUGUCAAUGUCUGGGCGAUUGGGCGAGAUCCCAAUAUCUGGAAUGAGCCAGAAGAAUUCUUCCCAGAGAGGUUUAUCGAUAGUUCAGUUGAUUUCAAAGGACAACAUUUUGAGUUCUUGCCCUUUGGCGCUGGUCGGCGUGGUUGUCCUGGUAUGCAAAUGGGAACCUCAAUGCUUGAGAUUGCAGUAGCGAACCUCUUGUAUCAUUUCAAUUGGGAAUUGCCCAAUGGAAUGAAUGUGGAAGACAUGAACAUGGAGGAAUCACCAGGACAAACCAUCCACAGGAAGUGCCCUCUUAAGCUUGUGCCAAUCAUCCAUAAGUGGCCAACAGAAGAUUAA
This is a messenger RNA of Cornus florida, 1564 nucleotides long. Its product is annotated as cytochrome P450 71B37-like. Gene Ontology annotation, molecular function: oxidoreductase activity, acting on paired donors, with incorporation or reduction of molecular oxygen; monooxygenase activity; heme binding. The transcript is spliced from 2 exons. NCBI's taxonomy places the organism in Eukaryota, Viridiplantae, Streptophyta, Magnoliopsida, Cornales, Cornaceae. Bases 29 to 1564 code for a protein of 511 amino acids. The record is from RefSeq and is a predicted model, not a curated record.